GGUAGGUAAGAAAUAAAAAUUUUGAUCCUAUAAAAAAAAUAUAUAAAUUUCGAUGAACUUUUUUUUGUUGGGAUAAUAGCAAAAUACACACCAUAAAUCCAUAAUCAAAGACAAUAGAGAGAAAACAAAACGAAGUAAAAACAAUGGUGGCGAAACUAAUAGUUUCUUCUUCUUCAAGAUUUCUACCAUUUGCAAGAGCUUUGAGCACUAGACCCGCUUUCUCUCUCCUCACCAACGUCGCCUACCAUACAUUCCUUGGAAAAUCUGCUGUGAAUUCAGCUGUGCAGCAGCAGCAGCGCAAUUACACCGCGAAUUACACCAGGAAUCUGCCUAGCAUAGUCUGCAAAGAUUUAAACAAGAAAAGCCAUCAGGAUUUCAGUUUCAAUUUAGCCAAGCGUUGUUUGGUAGAUGGGCUAAACAGCACAUCUCAGAAAAACCUUUUAUGCUCCCCUGUCUCAACUAGUGCCAUCAUAAACAUGCUAGUCCCUGGAUCCAAAGGAGAAACCCUUUAUCAGUUUCUUGAUUUGCUUGGUUUGGAGGAGGAGAAAUUGAACAAGUCUGCCAUGAGGCUCAUUGAUGCUGUAAAGCCACUCAAUAACGUUGCUGGUGCUCCCCAGAUCGCGUUCAGUAAUAGCGUCUGGCUAGACCAACAAUAUCAACUAACACAGUCAUAUAAAGAGCUGAUAAAAAAUGUUCAUAAUGCUGAUGUUAAGAGUGUCGAUUUCCUGUACCAGGCGGAUGAUGUGAUGCAAGAAGUUAACAGAUGGAGCAGAAGAAAAACUGAAGGGAUGAUCAAAAGUAUUCUACCAGAAACCUCAUACUACAAUGAUACAGUUAUGGUUCUAGCUAAUGCAUUACACUUCAAGUUGGGAAGUUCAGAUGAAACUGUUGAUUCAAAUGAAGCACUAAUGUACUAUUGUGGUUGUUUUGACGGUUCUGAAGUACUUAGAAUGCCAUACAAACAAAGCAACACUACUGUAGUAGAUCAAGAUCCUCGAAGUUUCUCUAUGUACGUCUUGGUUCCAUCGAAUCCAUCCGGAGAAAAUGAUGAUCCUCGUUGGGGUUUUAAACCCAUAAAACAGAAGAAGAGCCUUCAAGAAAUUAUAGAGGAAAUGAAGGUGGACGGAAAAACUGCUUUCGAGAAGCAAAUCAAGAGACAGAUGGUGGAAAUAUCAGAUAUACUUGUCCCAAAAUUCAACCUUGAAAGUGAGAUUUCACUGUCAAGUACUAUGAAUGAUUUAGGCUUGACAUUUCCAUUUAAGGCAGGACAAAAUGAGCUCAUGAGAUUUAUUGACUCUCCCAUUUCAGAUUUACUGUAUGUCACAGAUAUUACCCAGAAGUCGCGUAUAGAAUGUAACAAGGGAGGAUUAUCUUUUUCUGUUGUGACUUACACAACUCUAUGUGGCCCUCAACAUAGGUUUCCAACAUCAUCAAAGCUCAAGUUUGUGGCUGAAAAUCCAUUUAUGUUCAUGAUUCAGGAAGAUAUCUCUGGUGCUGUUGUUUCUGUUGGCACUAUGCUGAGUACUCCUUUGUCUAAGUUUUAGUCUUUGUGCUUGAUCAUUUGAUAUACUAACAUGUUUGGCGUAAACUUUUGAGGUAGCCUUAAGAAAAGUAGGAGUGUUUGGUUAAGUAGUGGUAUGAGUAGCUUUUCGUGGUAGAAGUAGUGUUUGAUCAAAGUUAUAAUUUGUAACUUUUGGAGUAGUGUU
Molecule: messenger RNA, 1706 nt
Organism: Beta vulgaris subsp. vulgaris (sugar beet)
Lineage: Eukaryota; Viridiplantae; Streptophyta; Magnoliopsida; Caryophyllales; Amaranthaceae
Product: serpin-Z2B
Exons: 3
Coding region: 144-1544 (466 amino acids)
Molecular function (GO): serine-type endopeptidase inhibitor activity
Source: RefSeq, a predicted model, not a curated record